GAGACGUUGAAGAGGCAAACUCUGCAACCUCCUCUGUUGUUGCAGGGCACAGAGGCCAGGGAGAGAGACGUUGGCGCGCGAGCUCUUCCCACCGGGGAGGGGGGUUCCUCUGUGGGCCCCACUCGAUUCCUCCCUAUAAAUACGCCACUAAUUAACCCAACUUCUCCCCCCUUAAAAUCUCCGCCCACCCCCCAAAAAAAAAGAAAGAAAGAAAGAAAGAAAGAGAGAAAGAAAAAUCUCCAUCGACAUUCCCAAUUCCCAAUUAUCAAAAGAUGGCAAAAUUAUACGCAGCAAUAAUAAUAAUAUCCCUCCUGUCUCUCUGCACAUGGGGUGCAAUGUGUGCGACGUUCACAAUACGCAACAACUGCGGGUACACGGUGUGGCCGGGCAUGCUGUCCGGCGCCGGCACCGCGCCGCUGUCGACGACGGGGUUCGCGCUGGCGAGCGGGCAGUCGAGCUCGAUGGACGUGCCGUCGGGGUGGUCGGGCCGGUUCUGGGGCCGGACGCUCUGCUCCGCCGACGCCACCACCGGCGUAUUCUCCUGCGCCACCGGGGAUUGCGGGUCGGGGACCGUCGCCUGCUCCGGCACCGGCGCCGCUCCCCCCGCCACCCUCGCCGAGUUUACGCUCGACGGCAGCGGAGGGAUGGACUUUUACGACGUCAGCCUCGUCGACGGGUAUAACUUGCCUAUGCUGGUGGUGCCGCAGGGAGGGACGGCGGGCAAUUGUACUGCGACGGGGUGCCUGGUCGACCUGAACGGCGUCUGCCCGUCGGAUUUGAAGGUGGUGCUCUCCGCGGCCAACGGCGGAGGGGCCGCGGUGGCCUGCAAGAGUGCGUGCGAGGCGUUCGGGUCCCCGCAGUACUGCUGCAGCGGGGCGUACGGGAACCCCACCACCUGCAAGCCGUCCGCAUACUCCGAGUUCUUCAAGAACGCGUGCCCGCGGGCGUACAGCUACGCCUACGACGACGCCACCUCCACCUUCACCUGCGCCGGAGCCAACUACCUUAUCACCUUCUGCCCCAGCACCGCCAGCCAAAAAUCGUCAGGCGUGAAUUCGCAGGCGGCCGGCCUGCCGCUGGUCAAUGACACGAUGGUCUUCCUCGGCGGCGACAGCGAGGACGACACGAGCAGCUCCGCCGUAUCCCUUGCGGCAGCGCCUCGCCGCGCUCUCUCCUUCGCCCUCGCCCUCCUCACCGUCUCCUUGCUGCUGCUAAAGCAACAGCUCUUCUAAUCCUAGAUCCUAGACCUCUCUCCUCUACUAGUAUAUACUACCUACACCCAGUAUUAGAUUUUAUCCCAACAACACUCCUACGUGCUAAAAAUCGGGCCGUCGAAUGAAUGAAUUUCACAAGGAUGAUCUUCGGACCACAGGAUCGGUAAAGAUUCUACACGAAACCGUUUUGAAAAGUAUAGCAUCCAAUGGGCGGUUCACACGUCAGCAUCGUGGAUGGGGAUGGGCCCCACCGUGCUCAUUUUGUUUUUGUAUUUUUGUCUCGGGGCGGGAGCCUAACGUUAGAGAUUCGGACUCGAGCGGUGCUCACGAGACGGGCGGAAUACGAAGAGAGAUGGCGACGAAAGAGACAAAAUUAAGCAAAAAAGAAUAAUUUUCUUUUUUUUUUAGGGGAAAAAAAAAAAAAAAAACAAAAGCUGCGUUGAAAAUUUUUUGCAUUAUCUUUAUUGUGUUUUGUAUUGAUGAUUGUACUUCUUCUUUUUUUUUCUUCUUUUUCGAUUAGGUAUUGUUGAUUUUAUAAUUUAUUUUUGUUUUUACUUGUUAGCUGAUAGUUGAUAGGGCUUUAUUUAUUUGCGUGUAGGUCGAAUCUCGCUUUCCGAGAUGGGAACGUUGGCGAUUUGUAAUGUAGGAAACAAAUUUCUUGUAAGGAAAUUGGAUAAUAGAUUGAGAAGAAUUAAAAAAAAAAGAAUUAUAUCAAA
Messenger RNA from Ananas comosus (pineapple), 1930 nucleotides. RefSeq names its product thaumatin-like protein 1b. The record is from RefSeq and is a predicted model, not a curated record. Gene Ontology annotation, cellular component: extracellular region. NCBI's taxonomy places the organism in Eukaryota, Viridiplantae, Streptophyta, Magnoliopsida, Poales, Bromeliaceae. Gene Ontology annotation, biological process: defense response. The transcript has 3 exons. The coding region runs from base 273 to 1232 and encodes 319 amino acids.